AUGGCCAGACAAUUGAGUUUUGAAGAAAAGGGAACAAUUAUAGGUAUUUACAAAUGCGGAAAGACGUAUCGCGAAAUACAACGUAUAACUAAAAGAUCACUUGAUACCAUAUCGAAAACAAUUCGAAAAUAUAAACAAAAUAUUCCAUGCACAAGAAAAUAUGGUUCUGGUUGUCCCCGGCUCCUAAAUGAAGAAGAUUUUAAAAAAAUUAAUAAGGAAAGGAUUGAAGAUCCAAAUUUUAAUUGCGUAAAAUAUGCGAAGGCACUGAAAGAAGAAAAUGGGAAAAAUGUAACACCUGAAACAAUCAGAAAUACACUAAAACAAAGAGGUUUCAAAGCAUUUCCGCCUACUAAAAGACCACAUCUUACUAAAAAACACAAAGAACGAAGAAUGGAAAUCUGUCAAAGAUGGAAUAUGCUACCAUCUACUUAUUGGAAUCACUUUAUAUUCAGCGACGAAUGCAAAUGUUCAUUUGGUACUGUUGCAUUUCAUCCUGCACGAAAAUAG
Octopus sinensis (East Asian common octopus) is the source of this 507-nucleotide messenger RNA. RefSeq lists its product as uncharacterized. Gene Ontology annotation, biological process: DNA integration; DNA transposition. The transcript has a single exon. The coding region runs from base 1 to 507 and encodes 168 amino acids. Gene Ontology annotation, molecular function: DNA binding. The record is from RefSeq and is a predicted model, not a curated record. Lineage: Eukaryota; Metazoa; Mollusca; Cephalopoda; Octopoda; Octopodidae.